GUGACGACUGUAGCGAAGGUCCGCAGGGACUCUGCGUUCUGGAGUGGCGCUGCUUGGGCCGGUGGCGGAUUUCGAGCUGCUGGUGUCGCGGCUGAGGAGGACAGCGAGUGGGUUCGGCAUUUCCCCGUCGGGAUACCCGCAACGAUGAGUGCUGCCAGGGAGUCUCACCCGCACGGGGUGAAGCGUUCAGCUUCCCCAGACGACGAUCUUGGAUCCAGCAAUUGGGAGGCAGCAGAUUUGGGUAAUGAAGAGAGAAAACAAAAGUUCUUGAGACUUAUGGGUGCAGGAAAGAAAGAACAUACUGGUCGUCUUGUUAUAGGAGAUCACAAAUCAACAUCUCACUUCCGAACAGGGGAAGAAGACAAGAAAAUUAAUGAAGAACUGGAGUCUCAAUAUCAGCAAAGUAUGGACAGUAAAUUAUCAGGAAGAUAUCGACGACAUUGUGGACUUGGCUUCAGUGAGGUAGAGGAUCAUGAUGGAGAAGGCGAUGUGGCUGGAGAUGAUGAUGAUGAUGAUGAUGAUGAUUCACCUGAUCCUGAAAGUCCAGAUGACUCCGAAAGUGAUUCAGAAUCAGAGAAAGAAUCUGCUGAAGAACUCCAAGCUACUGAGCACCCUGAUGAAGUGGAAGAUCCCAAAAACAAAAAAGAUGCAAAAAGCAAUUAUAAGAUGAUGUUUGUUAAAUCCAGUGGUUCAUAACUCCCAAACACUUAGUCUUUGUAUUAAAAGUAAGCCUUAUUGUUAUAAUGCACAGUGGAGGACUGCUUAUAGAGCACAGACCUUUGUAUUAUAAUUUUUAAAAAGGCCCUUUUAAAUAUUACAAAGAGUGUUUGCUUUCAGAUGCCAUUGAUUACACUUUUAUGGUCGUGACUAUAACCAUUUUUGUAAAGAGUAAGAGUUGUAUAAGAUAAGAAAUAAAUACAAUACUCAACUUCCUUUCAUAUUAGCAUCAUCAACCCUCUAAUCUCACCUUUUUACCCCUUCAAAUGCAGUUAUGGAAAUGCCUUUUUUUGUUUGCAGUCACUAUUUCUUCAUUUUUUUUUGUUGUUGUUCCUUCAUAUUUUUCUCUUUUAAAAAUUUAUUUGAUACUGUGAUAUGUUCAUGAAAAAUAUACUUUAAUUAUACUUUGUAUUGUAUAACUAUUCAUCAUGGAUAUUUCUGCUGCCAGUCACAGUCUAAAUUAAUGUUGGCAAAAGAUUAGGUACUUAGUUUACCCUUAGUGAUUCAGCUCUACUCUUGGACCAAAGUAAUAUGAGAGCAAGUACUUUCACACCUGUUAGGAUGGAGUUAGUUACAACUGUCAUACAUUUGGAAUGUUAUGAUCCCAAGUAAUCUUUAUAUAAUUUUGAUUACAUCGUAUGUUAGAUUUUUUGAUAAAAUUUGGCCAAUUUUUACAGAAGAAAUUAUUUCUCUGAUCAUUUAGUCCUGUCUAUUUUGAAAUAUGUAAAACUGGAUUUUAAAGGUAAUAUGUGACCAAAGUUAAUUUUUUCCCUCAAGGUCUAAAUAAAGAGAAAGCAGUUUCCCAUAUUGGUUGUGAUACCUUUAUCCUCAUAAUCUAAAAAAUGAGGACUAGGCAUAUUGAACAAGAAGCUAAAACAAAUUAUCUUCAUUUUAUCCCAUUGCUGUUUAAUUAAUCACUAAAAAGAAAUAUUACUUUCUAAUUUUAUAGCAGCUUCUGUUUGAGUGAGAUUAGAAUCAUCUGACUGCUGUUACAUGGUUGAUUUGUAUAGCGGGUUAACACAAACUGCAUUAUGGGCUAGUCAAUGGAUUUUUUAAAUAAUUGGGUCCAAAAUCUUAAUGUUUUUAAGUAACAAGUUCAGAGUCGAGUCAGACCUGUUUGUGAGCUAAACUGUUAUACAUGUAGAUACUUAAGUAUGUGUUUGAUGCAUUGGAUUUUUGAAAAUUAUUCUUAUGUCAUUUUCAAAUUUAUAAUGUGUUAGAGGAGUGUAGCAACUAGAACUGGUGAUUUCUGGUUUAUAGACUCCAUCUUGCAAUAUUUUUCAUGUGUCAGAUCCCCAAGUUUUGUGUUUUUUUUCUCAAAUUGUUUUAAAAUAGGUGCUACCCAAUAUAGUAAAACAUUGUCAGUGGGUGAUAGUAUGUGACAUUUGACAAAUAGUUGGUUUGAAAAAGUUUGGCUUUAUUGAACAAUUUUAGUUUGACCACUGAUUUUCAAAACCUAGUGUGUGGGGUUGCUUAUUACAACUAAUUAGAAAGUGAAGACUUGAUUUAUGUUUAAGAAUGGAAGAGGGAGAGAGACCAGUUAUUAAUGUUUUAAAAAGUAUUUUCAUCAAUUCAUUGUUUAAAUCUACUGGAUGUUGAUAAGUCUUGAUUCUGAUAUAUGAAAUAGAAGUACCUCCUGAAAUAACUACACUGGAAGACUUUUUUUCUAACUCUAAAUAGAAAUCUUUAUUUCAAUUAAUUCAUGUGUUAAGAAAAUGACAUUAACAAAAUUCAGGGUUGGAAUAAAUUUAGGUCUGUUGGUCCAUGUGGCCUAGAGUCACAGCACUACAUUAAACAUCAUGGCUGUCUUUUAA
Messenger RNA from Cynocephalus volans (Philippine flying lemur), 2531 nucleotides. RefSeq names its product chromosome 4 C11orf58 homolog (gene C4H11orf58). The record is from RefSeq and is a predicted model, not a curated record. Bases 145 to 696 code for a protein of 183 amino acids. The transcript is spliced from 5 exons. NCBI's taxonomy places the organism in Eukaryota, Metazoa, Chordata, Mammalia, Dermoptera, Cynocephalidae.